AGAACCGCGAAUACGAAGCCUCAAACCAAACACUUUCAGUUUCGACAGAUGUCUUGCUCGGUAAACACGCGUUGCAUUGCGUAAGAAACUAGCGGACCCGCAUUUCUGUCAUACGAUGACAUACUUACCCGAUUUUUAACAUCGAAAAUCCAUGUCAUUUACAUUACGCGUAAUACCGGUAAAUUAAAUUUUAAUAUUGGCGCGUUUUGUUGUGGUUUCAGCUUUUUGGUUUUUUUUUUGUUUUUUUUUAAUACGGACAUGUGCGAAGAAAUUGUCAGUAAAUCGUGUUGUUUAUUGGUGGAGUGUAUUUUUUUGAAAUUGUCAUUUUAACGAGGCAACAUCUGUCAAAACGGCGGAGGGCGACGCGAGGGUGGGGAGGCGGCAGGGUGCGGGUGCGGCCGACUUCCGCCCGCGCUGCCGACGCCUUCCCCUCUCCGAGCCCUCGAUGAUAUGCCGCCACCGCUCCUCAGGUCCAAUCCACUGUAUAUGGAGGAAGAAGAACAGGAGGUAGUUAUAAUUGUGGAUUCCCUGGAAGAAAGCGUGGGUUCAGCAGAGCACAGUCCGAAGCGAGUGCCGUCUACAUCAUCAGCUUGUAUCUGGACAGGGUAUGGGAGCGGCGCCGGCAGCCACGGGCGCGUCUCUCCAAGCUUACCAAAGAACGAACCAUUCGAAACGGAGCCGCGCCCUUCUGACUCUGACAAGAACGAUGGAUCUCACAACUGCUCGGAUUCCGAUGCCAGUCCGGGCUGCACCCUCUCGAGGAGCUUGAAGAAUGAUAUUCGAUCUUGCCUAGGGGCCUGCAGAUGGGAGAAAGACGUGGGGGAAGUGGUGGAAGCGGCGGUGCGCGGUGCCGGUGGUGUCUCGGCCGCCCGGGCGCGACUACACGCGGCCUUAUUGGCGCUCCACGACCCACGACCGCGCGUGCCCAACCGCGGACCGACCCUGCCAUACUGCGGGCCUGGAGUACGACCCGGUGACGUCACCAUGAUGCCCAAGAACACCGAAAUGUCCUUACUGGCAGCCAGUGCGUUGUUCACGCUGGACGGUCCAAAGAGUCAGGCCUUAUCACGUCGUCUGGCCCGGGGCGAGCGUCGCCGCAGACGGUGUCGAGUAGCCCUGGCGGUGCUGGCGUUACUGCUGCUACUGGCGUCGGUGGGAGCCGUGGAGCUUAUCAUGUCGCGAGGACAGAGGGUCUUCGGAGCCGUCCUGCGAUGACUUGCAGAAUUUCUAUCAGCCCAUAGACGUUCACUGUUGGAUAUAGAUGUCCCCCAAACCACAAAGAUAGGUCUUGUGCUGCUUGCAUCCAUCGGAUCCCCGCGAACCUUAAUAGAUCGUCGGUCCGUCUUGUGGGAGACCUGCCCACGCUACGUCUUCCGGUACGCGGUCGCCACUCAAGAACUUUCCGGCCUCAACGGCUGAAUUAUAAUUAUAAUAAUAAUACCAUCUCGAGAGGCUUGGUCUCAACAAAAAGUCGGUGGUGGCCCAGAUGCAAGAAGCAGUCUUGCUGGACAAUGCCCGUAUAGUUCGCCGGUUUCUCUCCCAAUAGUCCCUAACGCUCCGGCCGAUUGUUGCCCACCUCGCGGAGUAUGUCCUGCCGUCUUCCCAGGCGAGGCAGUGAUUAAAACAAUAAUAAUAUUAAUAAUAACGGCGAGUACUUGCAUAGACAUAACCAAGUGGCUAGAAUUAUCCAUCAACAACUUGCUCUGAAAUAUGGUUUUCUUGAUUCUGCUGUAUCUUAUUACCAAUACCAACCUCAACCAGUUCUUGAAAAUUGUCAUAUUACGAUCUACUGGGACCGAUCUAUUAUCACGGAUAGGUAUAUUGUUGCCAAUAAGCCUGAUAUUGUGAUAAUAGAUCGGUCUGCGCGUCCAGCAUUGUUGGAAGAUAUCACCAUUCUUCAUGACGAGAACCUCGUGAAGGCAGAAAACAAAUAAAAUAAAAUAUUUAGACCUGGCUCACCAGACUACCGCCAUGUGGCAUGUUGAUUCUUCAGUCAUCAUUGAACGAGAAGUUAAAACACUCGCACUAAGCUCACAGUUCCAAAGAUUGUUUCUAUCCAAAAAAUCUAUGCCUCUUUCUGCCUUCGGUUUGAAGGGUGAGGCAGCCGUUGUAACUAUACUUGAGACCUUAGAACUUAUAUCUCAAGGUGAGUGGCGCAUUUACGUUGUAGAUAUCUAUGGGCUCCAGUAAUCACUUAGCACCAGGUGGGCUGUGAGCUCGUCCACCCAUCUAAGCUAUAAAAAAAUAAAAUUAAUUCUGAAAGACAGCCAUCUUUAAAUACGACACUUUAAAAACAAAUUCAUUAUUUUGCGUGAAUUUUCGGAGUGACAAAGCCAUAAAAUGAUUCAGUUUAUUAAUUUAAACAAAAUAAUAAGACAAAUUUUAAAUAAGUAGGAAGAAUGCUAAGAAAUAUUUCAUAUAUCUAAUUAAAAUCUAAAUAAUAUUUUUUUUUUUUAUUGCCUAGAUAUGUGGACGAGCUCACAGCCCACCUGGUGUUAAGUGAUUACUGGAGCCCAUAGACAUGUACAACGUAAAUGCGCCACUCACCUUGAGAUAUAAGUUCUAAGGUCUCAGUAUAGUUACAACGGCUGCCCCACCCUUAAAACCGAAACGCAUUGCUGCUUCACGGCAGAAAUAGGCGGGGCGGUGGUACCUACCCGUGCGGACUCACAAGAGGUCCUACCACCAGUAAUUCAAGGAGUGACAGGCUAUUUUCAAGGAGUGACAGGCUAUUUGGUUGAAGCGACAUUUUUGCAACUUAACAGGGAAGCCGUUUAAGGUUUAAUAUUUAUUUGUAAAAAAAUAUCAUAACAACUUCAACUUCUUCAACUUCUUGAACGAGAUAAACUUAAUUAAGUUUAAUUAAAAAUAUCGAAUUAUUGAUACUAAUCUCUAUAUAUCAAAAUGAAGUGCUGUUCGUUAGUCUCGCUACAACUCGAGAACGGCUGGACCGAUUUGGCUAAUUUUGGUCUUGAAUUAUUUGUGGAAGUCCAGAGAAGGUUUAAAAGGUAGAUAAAUAUGAAAAUGCUCGGAAUUAAAUAAAAAUAAUAAUUUUGUUUUCUCGUUGAUAUGUCCCACGUCGGACGCAUUCCUUUUGUUUGUUUUAAGUUUAUUUUAUACAAAAGUUUAGGUCUUUUAUUUAUCGAUUGAGGCACUACGAAGCCUGCCGGGUCAGCUAGUACCCAAUAAAACGAACCUUUAAUUGCAAAGAUAAAUGUCGCGUAUUAAUCGAAAAGUCGUUUAAGCCAAACAGCUUUUCACCCAUCGAUAUGUGGAUAUGUACAUGUACAUCAGUCUCUAGUUCCCAAACUACUGGGACUCCUAAUAUGGGACCAAACAAUUUGGCCUUGUUAAUUUAUUAACUAAAAUCUGCACCAUGAAGCAGUUAAGUGACAUGAUAUUGUCACUAUUUAGAUAUAUGUAUAACGUGACCAUUUUUUUUUUGUCAAAGCGGAAUUAUAUAUUACAAAAGUAUUUAGUGUUUUACAAGUAUUUUCAUAUAGAAGAUAGAAUAACACAAAAUAAUCAAAGCACUAAACACAAAAUGGUACCCUGUAAUAGUCUGUACCUCUUGUUAAAUUAGCCCAUUUAAACUAUUCUAGCUCUAAGUUGAAUUGAAAAAUAAAUUUUUCGUUUAGUCUGUUUGCAAAAGGCGGAAUUACGUCGCCCUAACUGGGGACAGAAUGCCCGAAUGUGGGAAUGUCCCGCCCAAAUCAGGAAGUGUGGUCACAUUGUUCAUGUAUUAUAUAUAUAACACAGGAGGUGUUUUUCGUAGGUCAAGAUGGUUAUAAUUAUAAUAUUUUGAUUGAAGUUCGAGAAUUGUAUAUAAAAUUGGUAAUCUAAAUAGUUUUGUCUUGUGAUAAUUUGUAAAAUAUCUAAUUACUUUUUUGGUGCACAAAGUGCUGUUUUGUAUUUAGAAUGAAAUUUAUUAAAAAUAAAUAUUGUUUGUGCGUGU
This is a messenger RNA of Bombyx mori (domestic silkworm), 3955 nucleotides long. RefSeq lists its product as uncharacterized. The record is from RefSeq and is a predicted model, not a curated record. The transcript is spliced from 6 exons. Lineage: Eukaryota; Metazoa; Arthropoda; Insecta; Lepidoptera; Bombycidae. Bases 451 to 1215 code for a protein of 254 amino acids.